GCCAUUUUCUCCUCUCAUCUCUUCCGAUCGUAGAAUUCUCUCUCGCCCUGCACCCCACAUUCGGCUUUGAUCAUGGCCGAUCAACGCAUCGAUGUGGACCCGAAUCUCCACUUUCCCCGCGAAUCCGAACCAUCUCUGGAUUUCGAGUCCGACACAACAUCCAUUGCUUCGGAAAUAGCCAAAGGUCGUAUAGAAAAUGGCCGCAGAUACCAGGCAUUAAAAGAUGAUGUUUACUGGAGCCCUUCAGAUGAGCAGCAAUUCGAAGCCUUCGAGCUCGGUCAUAUGGUAUGCAUUAUGCUUGACUACCAUCGAUCCAACCCUCUAUUCUCAGCUCCGAUUGGGGAAAAUCCCAAGCAUAUCCUCGACAUUGGAACUGGCAAAGGAAAUUGGGCUUUAGACGUCGCAGAUCAAUAUCCCGAUGCUACCGUUCGCGGGGUGGACCUCUUCCCUCCUCCAGUCACCUGGGUGCCCCCAAACUGCAUUUUCGAAGUUGAUGAUAUUCAGAGAGAAUGGACCUGGAGAGAACCUUUUGAUUUGAUUCAUUUGCGCCAAAUGCUUGGAUCGUUCACCGCCGAAGGAUGGAAAGGAUUAUAUCAACAAUGCUUCAACAAUUUAGCACCUGGUGGAUGGAUCGAGCAAAUCGAAUUCGACGUCCGAGUGAAGAGUGAUGACGGAUCCCUGCCACCAGAUAGCGUGCUGGCUGGUUGGGGUGAUAACUUCAUUGGCUGUGGGGAACGGGCUGGCCAGUCCUUGACAACCCAGGAGACAAUGCGAGCUUCUAUCGAGGCGGCCGGUUUUGUCGAUGUGCAUGAGCGCCUCUACAAGGUUCCCAUGGGACCUUGGCCAAAGGAUAAGUUAUUGAAGGAGGUUGGCCUCCUCAACCAGCAGCACUGGAAGUCUGGACUGGAGGGGUACGCUAUGUGGUUACUUACAAAGUUCGGCGCACCGUCUCCAUGGACGAAGGAGGAAGUUGAAAUUUAUUUGGUCAACGUGCGGAAGGAGCUGAAAGAUACCCGCAUCCAUGCCUAUGGAUACGUCCGGCGAGUCUGGGCACGGAAGCCAAGAGAUGACCAUAUGAUUCAGACACUAGCUAAAGAUAAGGAGUCAUCGUGAUGCUCCGAGUGUAUGCAACAAUGCAAGGGCAAACUUUGUCAAGAUAUUUUCGUUUUGGAUUAGCGACCGAAUGAUAUUAUCUGAAGAUUUAGUUCCAGCAUAACUUGACGGGUCCCGUUCGUUCUCUUUUACAUGAACUUUGUUAUUUUCCGUUUUGGGCCUUCUGUGUUCAAGUCUCUACUCGCUGCGCAGCCUC
This is a messenger RNA of Penicillium brasilianum, 1309 nucleotides long. NCBI's taxonomy places the organism in Eukaryota, Fungi, Ascomycota, Eurotiomycetes, Eurotiales, Aspergillaceae. The record is from the annotation of a GenBank genome assembly.